Fragaria vesca subsp. vesca is the source of this 2766-nucleotide messenger RNA. Its product is annotated as disease resistance protein RPM1-like. Lineage: Eukaryota; Viridiplantae; Streptophyta; Magnoliopsida; Rosales; Rosaceae. Gene Ontology annotation, molecular function: ADP binding. The record is from RefSeq and is a predicted model, not a curated record. The transcript has a single exon. Gene Ontology annotation, biological process: defense response to other organism. Bases 1 to 2766 code for a protein of 921 amino acids.
AUGGCCUUAUCUGCAACAAACCUCUUGAUUGGAAAACUAGUGACAAUUAUUCAAAACGAAGGAACCACCAUAGCCAGUGUUCGUGAUGAAGUUGAUAACAUUAAGCUGGAGCUUCUAAGCAUGAAAGCUUUCCUUGAGGACGCGGAGGCCGAAAAAGCACAAACAGAAGGACAGAAAGUGUGGGUUGCAAGCAUCAGAGACUUGGCCUAUGACGUUGAAGAUAUCAUUGAUGAGUUCAUGUAUCACAUGUAUGAGAAGCAAAGUGGGGGUCGGAUUUCCAGGGGUCUAUACAAAACCAUUUAUGCUCCAAAUAGCCUCUGGUUUAGGCGCAAAAUUGCAAAGAAGUUGCAGAAAAUCACUGAGACAAUCAAAGCCAUUCCUGAGAGGAAUCAAAGAUAUGGUUUUGGAAUUGCCAGAGGAACAAGUACUACUGAAGAUACUUACAAAUGGGUGCAGAACCAAGUGGAGUCUUCCUUUCUCAUUACAGAAGACGAACUUGUGGGGAUUGAAGACAAGAAGCAGAUUCUAAUGGGAUGGCUAAUGGAUGAAGAGCAACACCAGACCGUGAUAUCCGUGGUUGGGAUGGGAGGAUCUGGAAAGACAACUCUGGUUGCCAAGACCUACACCAACGAAAGGGUAAAGAGACAUUUCAACUGUUAUGCGUGGAUUACAGUUUCUCAAAUUUAUGUUGUUGCAGACUUGUUACGAAGUUUAUUCAAGGGACUCCACAAAUCAAGGAAGGAAGAUAUUCCUGCAAACUUGAAUGCCAUGAGCCGCACAGAAUUACAAGAUACUCUGGUUAACUAUUUAGAGUCCAAACGGUACUUGGUUGUUCUAGAUGAUAUGUGGGAUGUCAAAGUCUGGAAAGAAGUAAGGGCAUCACUUCUUGAUAAAGGACUUGGAAGUCGAAUCAUAAUUACAACCCGAAAAGAAGACAUAGCAUCUAGUUCUUUUGGAGUUGAAAGCCAUGUUCACCAUAUUCAACCCCUCCAAAAGAUUGAUGCAUGGGAACUCUUCAGAAGGAAAGCAUUCUCAACUAAUCAUGACAAAGCUUGUCCACCCGAGCUUGGCCUAUUGGCUCGAGAACUUGUGGGAAAGUGUGAAGGCCUUCCUCUGGCUGUCGUGGCUUUAGGCGGCCUAAUGUCUUCAAAGAAGUCACCAGAUCAAUGGCACAGAGUCUGCAAGAGUUUAAAUUGGCAUUUAAAUAACAAUCUAUUGCUUGACCCUGUGAAAAGCCUCCUGUUGCUUAGUUUCAAUGAUUUGCCAUCUCAAUUGAAGCAUUGCUUCCUUUAUUGUUCUCUUUUUCCGGAGGAUUAUUUAGUUCAAAGAAAAAGGCUUAUUAGAUUGUGGAUAGCUGAAGGAUUUGUUGAGCAUGCGAAAGGGGUCACACCAGAAGAAGUUGCAGAUGGCUAUCUUUUGGAACUCUGCUUCCGUAGCAUGUUACAAGUUGUCGAGAGAAAUGAAACAGGAAGGCCGAGACAAGUUAAGAUGCAUGAUCUUAUGCGAGAGCUUGCUUUGUCCACAUCCGAAAAGGAAAAGUUUGGUCACGUACACGACAAGAGAGAAGUAAUGGAAGACAUCUCAAGCCGUCGCUUGUCAAUUCAAAUGACGAGUAAUGAAGGAGAAACUAAAUCCUGCCCGGGUAUGUCAAAGAUUCGUUCUCUUCUUGUAUUUUCCAGCAACAUGUCCUCAUUGUGUUUCUCAAAUGCACUGCUUUCUAGAUUCAAAUUGUUGAGGAGUCUAGACUUGGAGGGUGUCCAGAUUGAUAAGCUGCCGGAUGCAGUUGUUUACUUCUUCAACUUGAGAUAUUUAAAUUUAAGGGGCUCUCUAAUCAAAGAACUUCCAGAGGCCAUAGGGUGUCUACACAACCUUCAAUUUCUGAACAUCAGGGAUACUAAGAUAGAGGCACUUCCACAAGGAAUCACAAAGUUGCUCAACCUGCGCCAUCUAAUUAUGUAUCGCUACACUGGACAGUUUCUGGACUUCCAAUUUUUGAGUGGGACAAAAGCGCCAUCAAAUAUUUGUAAGUUGCAGAAAUUGCAAUGUCUAAUGACUAUUGAAUCAGAGAAGGACACUAUUAGACUUAUCGGCAGCCUGACUCAACUUAUGAGCACGGGUAUAUCGAAUGUGAAAGAAAAAGAUGAGACUGAACUUUGGGUCUCAAUCAACAAGUUGACUCUGCUUCAAAAUCUGGAGUUACUGGCAUGUAAUGAAGAGGAAAUUCUUCCGGUGAAAGCAAAAUGUCCACCUCUCCCGCACCUUCGAAAGCUUCUUUUGAGUGGCAGACUGCAAAACGUAGUAUUACCUUGGUUUUCUUCACUGCAUAGCCUCACAACUCUGCAGCUGCAUUGGUCAAGGCUUGAACAGGAUUUGCUACCUCACAUUGAAGCACUGCCCAGUCUAACAAAUCUCACCCUUAGUAAUGCAUAUGUUGGGCAACAGUUGUGUUUCCGCCGCAGAGGCUUUGUAAAGCUGGAGAUGUUGGAGUUGUUGAAUUUUGCCUCGUUGAAAAAGAUAACUAUAGAAAAAGGGGCCAUGCCUAAUCUCCGGUUCCUUGCGCUUCAAAACUGCAUGGGAUUGAAAUCAGUUCCACUGGGCGUUGAGAACCUUUCUAAUCUACAAAUUUUGGGCCUGACAAUUGUUCCAACAGAAAUUAUUAAUCCCAUUCGGAAAGGAGGUGCGGAUCGUUCUAAGGUACAACACAUCCCUGAGAUCAGACAUUAUUUCCGGCAGUCAUCCAAGCUGGUCUACGAAAACUUGGCCUAG